Molecule: messenger RNA, 459 nt
Organism: Dibothriocephalus latus
Lineage: Eukaryota; Metazoa; Platyhelminthes; Cestoda; Diphyllobothriidea; Diphyllobothriidae
Source: the annotation of a GenBank genome assembly
AUGACUACUCCAGAUCCGAAAUUAGUUGAAAAACUGAAGAAUAGGAUUGACAAUGCUGCCGUUCUUGUCUUCAGCCAAUCUACAUGUCCCUUCUGCAUUAAGGUCAAAAAACGUUUCACUGACUUGAAGAUUCCAUUCGGCUACUUGGAUUUGGAUCUAAAAGCAACUGGAUCGGAAAUCAAGAAGGCAUUAAAGGCAAUCUCUGGCAGCCACACUGUUCCCCAGGUCUUCUUCCGUGGAAAGUUUAUGGGUGGCUGCAGCGAUGUGGAGAAGAUAGUGGAUGACGAAUUGGUUGCGCUGUCACAGAAAAUGGAAUAUGAUUACGACCUGCUUGUUAUCGGUGGUGGAUCCGGUGGUCUGGCCCUCGCCAGGCCCAAACAAAACCACUGCGUCCUCACUGAUGCUUUUUCCUUGUCUUCCUCUUUACUAAUUGGCCGUUCUGCCUUUCUCCUGAAGUAG